This is a messenger RNA of Porites lobata, 4552 nucleotides long. NCBI's taxonomy places the organism in Eukaryota, Metazoa, Cnidaria, Anthozoa, Scleractinia, Poritidae. The record is from the annotation of a GenBank genome assembly.
AUGUCUACAAUAGCUGUGCUUACUCCGUCCAUUGGCCAGUUCGGUAAGAGCAACAAUAUUACAAUAAAACCCCUAAGAGUUAUGAGUGACAACAUAUUUCUUAAACAGCUGUGGUUACGUACUCAUAAUACGAAAUAGUUUUCCUUUUUUAAAAGUGGUAGAAAUUAUGAAAUUCGACAAUGGAAAUUCGUUCCCAAUGCCCCGGGGGAUGGGUACAUUUGAAAUUGACUGAGUCACUACGCAUUCUGUACAAUUUACAGAUAGUGCAUAGCAAUUUGCCUAUAUUUUUUGUGCGGUCAGGCCUUCUGUUGGCCUCAUCACAAAAGCUGACAACUUUGUGUAGCCUGUAAAUAGAAAAUUAUAUUCCAUGAGCUAUAAUUCCGACGAAAAAGUUUCAAUUUUACAGAUUUGCGUAAUAUACGACAACUUUAUAUUUUACAUCAAUUUACGUUUCUGCGAAACUGGCCACAUACCCCCCCCCCCCCACCCCCAACCCAACAUUUUGCGCCAAGUGAGACGCAAAUGUGACGUUGAGUUAGGGGAGGGGUAGGUGGGCAGUUUCCCAAAUUUCACCAGCGCACAUUUAAACUUGAUUUUAAGCAAAGAUAAACAACAAUUUUUUGACAUUAAAGUGGAGAAAGCUUCUUAUUUGCACCAAUGCGCAAUGUCACCCCAUGCAAGGGAAUCCAAGACAGUCAAGAUUGGAUUCUAAAUUCCUCGAAGUGAAUUCCACAUUCCAGGUAAUGGAUUCCUGACUUUGUAAAAGGAAUUCAAAUUCCGGAUUCCAAUCUUUAAUGGCAUUCCUUGAGCUGUUUUAUGGAUUCCAAAAAGCCCACAACUCCGGAUUCAACAAGCGGCCAAAAUUUCCCGGAUUUCGGAGUGCGGAUUCCCCUUGCAUUGGGCGAGGUACGACAGACGUGAAUAGACAGAUAUAUCAAGCAAACCAGGUGCAUAUGGCCUAACCUCUCUUACGUGGUCACGCUUGUGCACCUGUACAGCGCCGACAAUCAGUAUUAGCCCGCGAGCAAGCUCUCCUAGGGUUCCCGGGUAAUCAGUAUUAAUAAUGGCAAUCUUUCAGGUGAAUGCCGUAAAUUGAAGUUCCCGGCCUCUUUCUCCUAUACUGAUAAACGUCUGAAAGGCCACACGAUUAGAACAAGCCAAGUCCUGGACAUAGAUAUCUGUGAACUGCUGUGCUACCAGGAACCGAAUUGUGUUAGCAUUGAUUUUAAAUACGAAGUGCGCUCGGUAGCAGGAGGCAGCUCAUACAACUGUGAAUUAAACAAUUCAACCCAUCUGGGACACGAUCAGGAUUUCGUGGACGCAAAAGGAUACGUUUAUCGUGGAGCAGAGGUAGGCAGUUAUGAAGUUCCUCUACAAAGGAACAAAGGAAUAUCUGCAGUGAUAUCUAUGCCCUUUACAGAUUAUAAAAUUGGGAUACGAAUUAGAAUUAGAAAAUUGGCAGCGUGGCCGAGAGGUCAGCACACCCGAUUAAUGAAAAAAAUCCGUUAUUUACUCUUCGGGCAGUCAUAUAUAGCAAUUAAUGCUAGUGGGGCUGGGAAAAUGUCUUAGACAAAUCAUUUUAAAUCAAACGUUAUAGGGGAAGAAUCCCAACUGGCCGGAAUCAAGCCAGCAAGCUAAUAACAAGUUUGGUCGAGGAUUUGAACUCAGAACCACCGAGAACAAAUCCAGCUAGCAGUGAGGCCGGUCUUGAACCUGACUUUUUUCCUCUUUCAGUUCUUUGCUUUCUGUUUUCAAAUUCUUUCUUUCUAUCAUGUAACUUAAAAAAAUUCCCUUUAUCUAAAGAGUGCUUGUGAUAAAGCUCCUUGUGAGAACGGUGGAACAUGCCAAGCUGGAUUUACAGAAAAACGAUUCCGUUGUUUGUGCCCGGCGUAUGUCACCGGUAUACGCUGUGAACACGGUAGGCAACGUUAAAACUGCAUGUUCGUCAUAAUGUCAACUUUUUUCAUGGGCAAUGGAAACUUUUCCUAACCCACCUAAAUUUUUAGGUUAGGCCAGAGUAGCUCGAAAUUUAACUGAAGCCAAGGUUUAAAGGGUAAAAUUUAAAACAAAACGGCGAGAAAACGCUCUUGUGUAGGAAGACAUCUUUCUAUAAGAGAGCACCGAGCCUUAACGGAGACACCCAGUUACGCCUACACAACAUGACAGUCCAAAAAAGUCAGUAAGACAGUAGCCUGCGUAGCAAGCGUUUCCGUUUGGUUUCGGAGCAAAAGGAGACCGUGGAAGGGGAUUUUCGGUUUUGAUCGCGCAAGAAGUUAAACGAGAACCCUCCCCGUUCUUUUACUUCAAACAUUUUUCGCGCGGUCUUUGACUCUUGUUCCUCGUUCUUUGCUCCUAAACCGCACAGAAACGCUUGCUACGUAGGCUAGUAAGACAGUAAAACCAAGAACUCAACAAUUCCAACCCUGAGUUGGCCCUCGGCGGUCUUCGAGGAGCUUUGUCUAGGUUCCUCCUACGUAGACGUCCUUUUGGCUCAUCACUGGCGCAAUCUUCCCCAGUGCGGGGAAGGCUAUGUCCAGGUCAAUAACUACUGAAUAUCUCAUUUGGAAGGUUGCAAGUUUAUUUGGCGACAUAUGAGUCUGUGUAGUCUUAAAUUAGGAAGGGAGCUGACAGUUCGAAUUUGCGCUUCCUCGCCAGGAAAAUAAUUACCAUUGAGCUUCAACUUUUUCUUUCAUAUGUGCAAUGUAUAGCAAUUAAUUUUUUUGUGACGAAGUGAACUGAAACUAAACUGAUACUGAUCUGACUGGACUAAAACAUCAUUCGUAUUACCUGUAUUAUUUGUGAUAGGAGUUAACGGCUGCCAAGAUAUAAAAAUGAAAGGUCAUUCUAAGGGAGACGGUAUGUACUGGUUAGACCCUGAUGGAGAAAGCCAUUCAAACGCCUUCCUGGCUUACUGUGACAUGACGUCAUACAAUGGAGGAUGGACCAUGUGUUACACCACCGAUGAAUACGCCAAACCCAGGAUUGAGGUCAAGUACAAUGCCACAUUUCAAUAUGGAACUGACGGGUACAGAACGAACUGCAACAAUAUCAAAGUAAGUUGAUUAAUUGCUUUGAAUGGCUUUAUUGAGUUACCUAUUGAAAAACUGGCAAAGGUUCUGGAAAACAGUUCUGAGUUCCAGGGUCAGUUCUGAAUCAAAUGCGGCGCAAAUCACCUGCUUAUAAACGCGGAUAAAACUAAACUUGUGCUCUUUGGAACACGGCAACUUGUAUCAAAGCUACCUGAUGUCACUGUGUCCUUCCUUGGACAACAACUAUGCCCUGUCCCGUCCGCCAAAGAUCUGGAUGUUACCCUGGACUCUAGCUUAACAUUCAAUAAUCACAUCUCAUCAUUAUCGUCAUCCUUGCUAUCUAGUUUGUGCCAAAUAAGUAGGGUCCGCCACCUGUUUUCCAAAGAAGUUUUGUAUAUAAUGAUCAACUCUGUUGUGUGCAGGAAAUUAUGUUACUGUUCCGCUGUAUGGGCUGUUACUUAUAAACAGAACAUCCAUAAACUAAAACUUAUGCAGAACUUUGCUGCCCGUAUACUAACUGACACAGGGAAAUACGAUCAUAUUACCCCGGCCCUGAAAGCUCUUGGCUGGCUGACUAUAGAGGAGCAACUUUGGUUGCGAGACGUGACAAUGAUGUACAAAUGUGUUAACAAUUUAGUGCCAGCAUAUAUUAGCUGUAAAAUAGGGAAGCGAUCCAAUGCGCACCCUUACAAUCUCCUCAACAGUGAAGGUCUAAACCUGCCAGGAUGCCGGACAGCGGCUGCCCAGAGUGGCUUCUUUUAUAGGGCAACAAAAGCGUGAAAUAGUGUCAGUAACAACACUAGAACUGCCCGAUCAUUGAGAUCAAUUAAAAAGCGGUAGCAUGCAAAGACAGCAUUAAUGUAGAAAUAGGAUACCGGUAUACAUAUCAUAGUAUUUUAUUACAUUGUUAAUUAUUAUUAGAAGUAGUAAUUUUAAGUUGUUAUUUAUAUAUCAAGAACAUGUAUAUCAUCAGUUUUAGUUGUAUUAUAUAUACAUAUUGUAAAUUAAUUCUGAAAAGCCCCUCGGGGAGAAUUAAUAAAAAAAGUAUUGUAUUGUAUUGUAAAUGCAGGUGACCUUAACUCUUAGUUCAUCAUAGCCUCUUUCAGCCCUUAUUUCGCUGUUGCUUUUCGUUCUAGUUUACAGAAAUCAUGUUUAUAGAUCACCAAACUGGAAGCAAGGCCUACUUCACACAACGUGACCAGACACCAAUAAAAGCCACCGGUAACUACGGGAAUAGAGGCAGUGCUUAUGGACUGUGGGACAGAGUAUUGACGGACGGAGUAGGAGCAAGUAGUAACACACACUUCGUCUACCAGCUGCUCGUCUGUGAUCAUUCUUUCUUUUCGGGCUUCUUCGUUUCCGGUUACACUGGUUGUUACAAAUAUUGUAAUACGUGGUGUGGUGAUUCUUUAUCGCCGUACUUCCGUACAGCAUCCACAGAUCUUCGAUUCAGUGGUGUGGCCUUCAACGAAAAUGGUCACCGAGCUCUCAGCAACAGGCUUAUUAGUGUCGGGUUGCGUUAA